AGAUCAGCUUAUGGUCCAAUGCUUAUAAAUGCACCAUCUCAAAGGAGUGAAACAGACAAAAGCUUUCAUCAGGUCUGCGUGUUUCCAAUCCAAGUAAAAUUCAUUAGAGAUGAUACAGCUAAACCUCGAGUUCUUCCCUACAGUUCUCCUCUUUGUUCUUCCCUUCCUCUUCUUAUUCAUCAAAGCCUUCUCAACUGCAAACAAGAAGUCUUCAGCUUCAUCUCAAAACAACAAACUACCAAGGGUAUAUCCCAUAGUUGGCUCUUCAUUUACCAUAGCUAAGAAUCAUGAGAGGUUCAGCCAAUGGGCCACGGAGCUUCUUCAAAACUCUCCCAAUGGAAACAUCCUCCUUUAUCGUCCUCUUGGCCAUAGUCAGCUCAUAACCACUAAUCCCUCCAACGUCGAACACAUCCUCAAAACCCAAUUUUACAAAUACCCCAAAGGUGAAUUCUUCCGAGACACCCUACUCGAUUUCCUUGGCGAUGGCAUCUUUAAUGCAGAUGCUGAUACGUGGAAGUUUCAGAGACAAAUGUCAAGUCAUGAAUUCAGCACUAGAUCUCUCCGGAAAUUCAUCGAAACAGUCGUGGAAGACGAGCUCUCCGGCCGCCUCCUCCCUCUCCUCUCUUCCGCCUCCGCCAACAACACAGUGUUUGAUCUACAAGACAUCCUUCAAAGAUUUGCAUUUGAUAAUAUUUGCAAGAUUGCUUUUGGGUUCGACCCAGAAUGCCUAUCUCCAUCAUUCCCACAACCUGUAUCGGAAUUCGCCGAAGCAUUUGAAGAUGCUACUAAUUUAAGCAGUGCAAGGUUUAAUUCCAUAUUCCCACCUUUGUGGAAGCUGAAACGGGCACUUAAUAUUGGGUCCGAAAGAAGGCUACGAGAAGCAAUUUCAACAGUUAAAGAGUACGCAACUAAUCUUGUCAGAAAAAAGAAGAAAGAACUCGAAUUGGAAACACUCCAAUCAGAAGAUCUUCUCUCCAAAUUCUUGAGUUCCGGUCACUCGGAUGAACGUUUCGUUACAGAUAUUGUUAUCAGCUUUAUCGUAGCGGGUCGAGAUACGACGUCGGCCGCCUUGACAUGGUUCUUUUGGCUAGUUUCUAACAACCUUCGAGUGGAAGAGGAGAUAUUGAAGGAGAUAAAGGAGAAGCCUGAAGCUCUUGACUAUGAUGAGGUGAAGCAUGUAGUGUACAUUCAUGCAUCGUUAUGUGAGAGUAUGCGUUUGUACCCACCGGUCCCAAUUGACACAAAGUUUUCCACAGAGGAAGAUGUUCUACCGGAUGGGACUUUUGUGAAGAAAGGAGUGAUAGUGACAUACAUUCCUUACGCAAUGGGGAGGACAGAGGCAAUAUGGGGUAAGGACUGGCCGGAGUUUCGGCCGGAGAGGUGGCUGGAGAAGGACGAAGCUGCUUCUGGGAAGUGGAAGUUUGUUGGUAAAGACUCUUAUUCAUAUCCGGUGUUCCAAGCAGGGCCAAGAGUAUGUUUAGGGAAGGAGAUGGCGUUCUUGCAGAUGCAGAGGUUGGUCGCUGAAAUAAUGCGACGGUAUCGGGUGGUGACGGCGGAGAAGGACUUUGAUCCCUUUUUCACAUCUUACUUGUCGGCCAAAAUGAAAGGUGGUUUUCCGGUGAGAGUUGAGCGGAGGGAUUAAGGUCCUGCUGUGGUGGCUGCAGCUUCGUGGUUGUUUUAUGUGCAUGGCACCAUUUCAUGUUAUGGACUUAUGGACAAUGUAUGUAGUCUUCUAGUUAUAAGGUCAGAUCCUCUCAAGCCGCUGGGACGCCCAUUAAGGCAUCCGAUGGCUGGGAUGGGAGGACCUGGACACCCCCCCUACCAUUGGAUGUCUCACUGGCGUCCCAGUGGCUGGAGAGGAUCUUUUCCCCAUUGCAUUAGGGUUUAAUAAGAGCCAAUAUGUCUAGGCUGUGUUUUAUUCCAAUAUAAAGUAAAUAAGUAUGUAUCUUCUUCUUCUUCAUUGAUUCCCUCUUCUUACCAAAACUGGUGGCAGAUAAUAAGAUUUGAUAUUUUUCAGAUCAUUACAUAA
Macadamia integrifolia is the source of this 2029-nucleotide messenger RNA. Its product is annotated as cytochrome P450 94A2-like. Gene Ontology annotation, molecular function: heme binding; oxidoreductase activity, acting on paired donors, with incorporation or reduction of molecular oxygen; monooxygenase activity. NCBI's taxonomy places the organism in Eukaryota, Viridiplantae, Streptophyta, Magnoliopsida, Proteales, Proteaceae. The record is from RefSeq and is a predicted model, not a curated record. The transcript has a single exon. The coding region runs from base 110 to 1642 and encodes 510 amino acids.